Messenger RNA from Pygoscelis adeliae (Adelie penguin), 3341 nucleotides. RefSeq names its product methyltransferase like 14 (gene METTL14). NCBI's taxonomy places the organism in Eukaryota, Metazoa, Chordata, Aves, Sphenisciformes, Spheniscidae. Gene Ontology annotation, cellular component: RNA N6-methyladenosine methyltransferase complex; nucleus. Gene Ontology annotation, molecular function: mRNA binding. The transcript has 11 exons. Bases 1 to 1359 code for a protein of 452 amino acids. The record is from RefSeq and is a predicted model, not a curated record.
AUGAGAUCCCAGGAGGCAGAAGGAUCGGAAGUGCAGAACAGCAAGUUAGGAGCUGAGAACGCGGACAGCAUCGGUGCCGUGCUGAACAGUAAAGAUGACCAGCGGGAGAUCGCCGAAACGAGAGAAACGUGCAGGGCUGCUUAUGAUACUUCUGCACCAAACGCAAAACGCAAAUACCCAGAUGAGGGAGAAGCUGAUGAGGAAGAGAUUGAAGAAUAUAAGGAUGAAGUAGAGCUGCAGCAAGAUGAAGAGAACCUGCCCUAUGAAGAAGAGAUUUACAAAGAUUCCAGUACCUUUCUUAAGGGUACUCAGAGCUUAAAUCCACACAACGAUUACUGCCAACACUUUGUGGAUACAGGACACAGACCCCAGAACUUCAUCAGAGAUGUUGGCUUAGCAGAUAGGUUUGAAGAAUACCCAAAACUUAGAGAGCUCAUCAGGUUGAAGGAUGAGCUGAUAUCUAAAUCUAACACUCCUCCCAUGUACUUACAAGCAGACUUGGAAGCUUUUGAUAUCAGGGAACUGAAGUCUAAAUUUGAUGUGAUUCUUCUGGAACCACCACUGGAAGAAUACUACCGAGAGACUGGCAUUACUGCCAAUGAAAAAUGCUGGACCUGGGAUGAUAUCAUGAAAUUGGAAAUUGAAGAAAUUGCAGCCCCAAGGUCAUUUGUGUUUCUAUGGUGCGGUUCAGGCGAGGGUCUGGAUCUUGGCCGAGUGUGUCUACGCAAAUGGGGUUACAGAAGAUGUGAGGACAUUUGUUGGAUUAAAACGAAUAAGAACAAUCCUGGAAAGACCAAGACACUAGACCCUAAGGCUGUUUUCCAAAGAACCAAGGAGCACUGCCUCAUGGGCAUUAAAGGAACUGUGCGUCGCAGUACAGAUGGUGACUUCAUCCAUGCUAAUGUUGACAUUGACCUAAUCAUCACUGAAGAGCCUGAAAUCGGCAACAUAGAAAAACCUGUAGAGAUUUUUCACAUCAUUGAGCAUUUCUGCCUUGGACGGCGACGUCUUCAUCUUUUUGGAAGAGACAGUACAAUUCGGCCAGGUUGGCUGACUGUAGGACCCACCCUCACAAACAGCAAUUUCAAUGCAGAAACGUAUUCCUCAUACUUCACAGCUCCAAAUUCCCACCUGACCGGCUGUACCGAAGAGAUUGAGAGACUUCGGCCCAAGUCACCACCACCCAAGUCCAAGUCUGACCGGGGAGGUGGUGCUCCAAGGGGAGGAGGAAGAGGAGGGACUUCAGCAGGCCGAGGAGAAAGGGGCAGAGAGAGGAACAGAACUAACUUCCGGGGUGAGAGGGGUGGCUUCAGAGGGGGACGUGGAGGUACCCAUAGAGGAGGCUUCCCCACCCGCUGAUAGACUGUUAGGUAAUUGCUUCUCCCCCCGGUCCUGUGCCUCGUCUCUGAAUCUUUUUCUUGGUCUUGUUUUUGCUAAAGCGAACUAUUCUGGGGACUCAAGCUAGAUGACUUUUAAAAUUGUUCUUGAUGCAAGCAGUUACAGAUAGUCUGCCUUCCAGUGACCGGCCUGGCCCGUCACCUCACCUGGCAGGCAGGGUCCUGCACCUGACGGCACUAAACUCAGCCUCCUGCAGCUUCUGUUUGUCAAAGCAGAGAGCACUGUCUCUUCAAACCACGGAGAGGAUUGAAGUGAAGAUACUUGCUCUUCCCUUAUGAAACUUGCAAGUUGUGGGCUUUAUUAACUGUCAUUUUCUCCAGAACACGGAUUCCUCUUCCUUCUUCGGAGGUUCAGGUUUGGACCAACUUGGAUUAAUAUGAUGGAGUGGGCACGAAACGCGGUUCUGAAUUGCACGGCCAUAGCAGACUUACGCCCUUAUUCAUGGAAGAAAAGUGCUGUGUCUAUAUUGACACCUAUUUUAACUUCUCUGAAACCAAGGAGCAAAUUGAAUAAAUAGAAUUCUAUUUUUUCUUAUUUGGUUUAAAUUUCCCGAAUUAUUCCUGGGAAUAGGGAGCAAGUUUAUUUUUCACUUGUGAUGUAUGUGCACUCACUUUUCAUGUCUGUAGUGGGGAGAGUGGUAAUUCUGUGCGGUCGUGUGUUGUGCUUCAUGGAAAGCAAGAAGUUGUGCGUUUACAUGCCGCCCAGAGCUUCUGCGUGGGUCUGGAUUGCUUCUUGAGUAGGGAUUUUCGCCCAGCGUCUGGUCAUAACAGCCUCGUUCUUUGGUAGGGAAAACGGGUUUUAUUGCAGAGCAAUUGCAAUGUAAGUAGUAGAAGGACCCCGUUGGAGGUCGUAUUGGAAAUGUGAGGCGAUGUUGUAAGAGCGAGCGCUUCCUGAAAACAAUCACCUGGGUAAUGAGGGCGCCGUAAUCGAAGUGUUUUGCUUUGCCUGUGGACGUUACGCACAUUGGGUAUGGACUGUUGGUGGUCAGCUCCAGAGCACAGCAUGAAAGCGAUUCGCUUUGGUAUGUACAAUAUUUGUUUUUAGCAAAACUGCAACUCUGAAUUUCUUGGUCAAUACUUGGUAGACUGAACAAACCUGGCUGUUGAAGUCUCAAAGUCUUAGGUGUGGAGUUUGGAAAAUUGGCUUUUAAGUCUCAUAAUGUUUCUCUCUUGAAGCCUAGCUUUUAAAUAGCUGUCCUGUAAAGUAGUGGAUUAUUAAACUUGUUUAUCAAAGCUAAUGUUGAAAUAUUUUUCUUAACAUUUUGUGGGUUUGUUCUCCUGGAGGUUUUGGAAUUGCGAAGUUUUACUGUGGUUUCCUCCCUACUGUUGUAAAAGAGCAGGCAGUAACUCUUCUUUGGGGCGUGAAGUCUUAGCACGGAAGUUUUUGUAGGGUCCGGCCAACUUUGCGGCCUUGGUAGUGUGCUCAGUAAGGGACCGCUGAAGUGCAAAUGAAACUCACCUACUGUUUACAUCUUGUUUCUUCCCGUGUUAUAUUGGCACAUCCGAAGAGUGACUGGAUUUGGGGGAGGGGGCGCUUUAAGGGUAGCGCUGGUUUGACUGUCAGUGGGGUCUGCCAAAGACUGCUUGGAACAGCAUCCGACAGAAGUUACACGCCACAGUAAGAAAACUUUUGCCCUACUCAUGUUCUUACUCAAAAAGUAAAUACUGGAGACGCUUAGCCUUAGGAAGGUUGCUCCUGUGCCAGUGACAAAUCUUCUUUUUCUUUUUUUUCUCAAUUAGUAGAAAUUGUUAAUUCCCAUUUGCCCCUUUUAAUUAUAUGUCCAUAGCUGAUAGUUCAGUGCUUAGGCUACUCUUAACACAGAAGAUUAGGCUACAUUGAAGAGGAGACUCAAAAAUAACUGGUUGAGAUGUGCAUCUGUAUCAGUUUGCAGAAGUUGGGGUGCUGCUCAAGGCUUCGGUGACUUGGGAAAUGAAUUGCAUGUG